Molecule: messenger RNA, 2905 nt
Organism: Nanorana parkeri
Lineage: Eukaryota; Metazoa; Chordata; Amphibia; Anura; Dicroglossidae
Gene: CLCN1
Product: chloride voltage-gated channel 1
Exons: 23
Coding region: 1-2700 (899 amino acids)
Biological process (GO): transmembrane transport; chloride transport
Cellular component (GO): membrane
Molecular function (GO): voltage-gated chloride channel activity
Source: RefSeq, a predicted model, not a curated record
AUGACUUGGGAAAUUACGUCGCCAUGUUACAGCGUGCAGGAGACGACCUAUGGCCAUUACACAGAGGAGCUCUCACAAUUUGCCAGGAAAGAAGCCGCCAAGUUACCGCAAGAGAGGAAAAGCAUCAGCACAACCAAACCACCUGAUGUACAGAGGGAGUGCUACUCCAAGUGCCACGCCUGUCUGCAAAGGGUAAAAAAAUAUUUCAUCAAAAAGUUGGGCGAGGACUGGAUCUUCCUGGUUCUGCUGGGUCUUGUGAUGGCGCUGGUCAGCUGGAGCAUGGACUAUGCCAGUGCGAAAAGUCUACAAGCCUACAGAUGGAUGUAUGAAGGAGCCGCCGUGCAUAACGUCUGGUACCAGUACAUGGCCUGGGUGUCGUAUCCGGUGGUCCUUAUAGUGUUUGCGGCUGUUUUCUGUCACAUUGUAGCUCCGCAGGCCAUAGGUUCUGGCAUUCCGGAGCUGAAAGUCAUUCUCCGAGGAGUCGUGCUGAAGGAGUAUUUGACGCUCAAAGCGUUUGUAGCCAAAGUGGUCGGACUGACAGCCUCUUUAGGGAGUGGGAUGCCCCUGGGCAAAGAGGGCCCGUUUGUGCACAUCGCCAGUAUCUGUGCCGCAGUGCUUAGCAAGUUCAUGUCCGUCUUCUGUGGCGUGUACGAGGACUCCCACCGGAGCUUGGAUCUUUUGGCCGCUGCCUGUGCUGUGGGGGUUGGAUGCUGCUUUGGUGCACCUCUUGGAGGUGUGUUGUUCAGCAUUGAGGUGACCUCCUCCUAUUUUGCGGUAAGGAACUACUGGCGUGGAUUCUUCGCCGCCACCUUCAGUGCCUUUAUCUUCCGUGUCCUGGCUGUAUGGAACAAAGAUGCGGUUACCAUCACUGCACUAUUCCGCACUAACUUUCGUAUGGAGUUCCCCUUCGACCUACAAGAGUUACCGGCCUUUGCAGUUAUUGGGAUCUGCUGCGGGUUUCUCGGCGCUUUCUUCGUCUACCUGAAUCGACAGGUGGUGCUUGGCAUUAGGAGUAACCAGACCUUGAGUACCUUCCUAAGCCACAAUCGAUUCAUCUAUCCGGCGGUGAUCACAUUCGUCAUAGCAACGCUCACCUUCCCUCCAGGAUUCGGGCAGUUCAUGGCUGGGGAGCUCAUGCCCCGGGAGUGUAUCAGUGUCCUGUUUGAUAACCACACAUGGACGAAGCACGUGGGGAACACCUCCGGCUUGGGACGCUCUGCUGCCUUCAUCCACCCAAACAUCAGCGUCUUUGUAACGCUCCCCCUCUUCUUCAUCAUGAAGUUUUUGAUGUCCGUCGUUGCUACUACGAUGCCCAUACCCUGCGGUGCCUUCAUGCCGGUGUUUGUCCUCGGUGCCGCUUUCGGAAGAAUUGUCGGGGAGUUGAUGGCUUUCCUCUUUCCCAACGGAAUCUUGUUUGAUGGGAUUGUGUAUCAGAUUUUACCCGGGGGCUACGCUGUGAUUGGAGCGGCCGCGCUCACCGGAGCCGUCACCCACACGGUGUCCACCGCCGUCAUCUGCUUCGAGCUGACUGGUCAGAUAUCGCACAUCCUGCCCAUGCUCUUCUCCGUCAUCAUGGCGAAUGUGGUGGCGCAAAACCUCCAGCCGAGCCUCUACGACUCCAUCAUACAGACGAAGAAGCUGCCGUACCUGCCGGACCUGUCCGGCUGCUCCGUCAGUAAAUACAACAUUUUUGUAGAAGACAUCAUGAUGGGGAAUGUGCGCUACGUAUCUUCCCGCUGCACCUAUAGAGACCUCAUGCACGUAGUGAAGACCUGCACGCACAAAACGCUCCCUCUAGUGGAGUCUCCUGAUUGCAUGGUGCUCCUUGGGUCAAUCGAGAGGUCGGAGAUCACAGACCUACUGGAGAGAGUCCUGAGCAAGGAGAGGAGGCUGAAGAUGGCGUCCCCUCCAUACAAAGGUCAGAGGUCAGCAAGGCCAGGGGGAAAGCGGGACUCCUUCCGCUUCGUGGAUGAAGAAGAGACGGGAGGCGAGGAGGAGGAGAAGAAGGAGCCAAUGGAAGAAUGCAACGGACCCAUUUCUCCAACUAAUUCUGGCGAACCGACCAGUGACCCUUCACAGCCAGCCACUUGCUGUCAGAGACUGCGCACUUCCCUCCAGAGGGUCUUCUGCCGUUCUAGUGCUGAGGACGCCAAAGUACAAGACGCACCGCAGGAAUCUGAGCCUGAAGACCCGAUGACACCAGAGGAGAUUGCAGUUUGGGAACAGCAGGAGCUCGGGAAGAUCGCCUCCUUUGACAGCUGUUUAAUAGACCCGUCACCGUUCCAGCUGGUGGAGAGGACCUCCCUUCAUAAGACCCAUACACUGUUUUCACUGCUCGGCCUCAGCCAGGCUUAUAUCACCAGUGGAGGGAAGCUCAGGGGAGUCAUCGCUCUAAAGGAGCUACAAAAAGCCAUAGAAGGCACAGCGCAGUCCGGAGUCCGGCUACAGCCCCCGUUUGCCAGUUUCCGGGAUGCCAGCCGCAACUUGUCCCAGAGGAAAUCCCAAAGGGCCGUUCCGAAGUCCCCACCUUCCCCCGAUCCUUCCAUGGUUCCCGAUGACGCAGCCACGUCGGCGGCCCCCGAACUGACCCCGGACUCCGAGUUGGACGAUCUGUCCGGUCAAGGAUCGGAAAACGUGUCGCAGAUCCUGAGGGACUUCCAGGUGUCUGCGGAACACAGUGACGAUGAUGCGCCACUGUAGUCUAGACCCAUAAUCCCACGGGGCAGAGUAUCCCACCCAUGAUUUUUGUUCAAGGGGAGCAUGGCUAUUUUUGGGAAGCGGAAGAUGUGACGAAGGUUUUGAACGCAGGACGCUUUCUGUGACGAAUUUCAUUUAAAAAAAGGGCCCUUUUGGGAGGCCUCGGGAAUGCUUUACAUACUUACAUUAAGUACGUGCCAACGUUUAU